Molecule: messenger RNA, 5073 nt
Organism: Scophthalmus maximus (turbot)
Lineage: Eukaryota; Metazoa; Chordata; Actinopteri; Pleuronectiformes; Scophthalmidae
Product: RNA-binding motif, single-stranded-interacting protein 3
Exons: 14
Coding region: 1287-2567 (426 amino acids)
Cellular component (GO): cytosol; ribonucleoprotein complex
Molecular function (GO): mRNA binding
Source: RefSeq, a predicted model, not a curated record
ACACACACACACACACACACACACACACACACACACACACACACACACACACACACAGUGACGGCUGCCAGGCGCAGUGGGAAGCAAGUCGUCAGGGAGAGAGCUUGAGAAGAGAAGAGAAGGAAUCGCAGAGGGGAAGAGAAGAAAAGAGAAAGAGAGUUUGGAGGAGGCACCUUGUGGAUCAGAGGGGAUUUUCCUCUGUGUGAGUGCGCGUCCGGAUAAGGCUGUCCGCUCCUUGCCGAGCAAGGGGACUUUUAACCGAGGCUUUUCCUCUUUUUGCUCAUCCUCCGAGCCGGGCUCCAUCGAUAUCUACCUAUCCAUCCCCAGAGCUUAAACAAAAGAGGGAGGGCGUGAGUGAGUGAGAGAGAGAGAGAGUGAGAAAGAAGGCAGUCACAGCUCCAGCUCCAGACCACCCUCUUUCCUCCUCCUCCUCCUCCUCCUCCAUUCGUGUGUGAGUUCAUCGCUGAUUUCACUGUCUUUUGAGCAUAGAGCAGAGGACAGCGUGUGUUCUCCAGGAUACAGCCGAGCUCCCGGUGGGAUCAGGGUCUCGUCUGGUGUGUGUGUGCGCGUGUGUGUGUGUGAGAGAGAGAGACAGAGAGGGAGAACGAGACAGGGAAACGGAUACACAGGGAAGAGAGAAAAGAGACAGAGGGAGCCGAGAGAGAGAGAGAGAGACUGGAAAGCAAAUUGAAGGGGCAUGUUUGGGGCAGCGGAGAAGAAGUGAGUCUGAUUUUUAGAUCAGAGAGUGCAAGGAACCUGCAACAGAAUCCCAUCCGAUCCUUCCUUCCUCCCACUCCUCGCCCUCUUCUUCUCCUUCCCUCUCUCCGUCCUGCUACCGGAUCUCCCCUAUUGUUUCCGGCGUUGAGACUUCGAUCCUUUCACAUCUAUCCUUCCUCGCCCUCCACCUCCUCCUCUCUACACCGACACCUUGUUCUGACGCCACUCCAGAUUCCCAGUCUUCUUUUUUUCCAGUACUCAUGGGAAGAACGGUUUUGUGAGGCCCCCCCCCCCCUGCGAGCUCCCAGACAAGUAGACGGACUAAUAUCCCAAGUACUAUCUGUCCUUCUAUCCACCCCUCCUCUUUGCGUUGAUCACCCACAAACACACACACACCCACACACACACACACACACACACACCAGAGUAAGAGACCGUUCUCUCUCUGCAUCCUCGACUCUUGGAACGCGGUCGUCUAAAGGAUCCAGGCCAGCCCCUUUGGAGUGAUCGCGCCCCACCAGCGAGCUUCUCUCUCCAGCCUCCAGGACCUUCGAUUGGAUUCCAGCUACAUGGGAAAACGCUUGGAGCAGCAGCCAAUGUACCCCAAGACAUACUACUACCCCCACUAUCUCCACACCAAGCAGUCCUAUGCUCCUCCCCCUCCAGCCUUGGCUCUGCCCAGUCCCGGCCACACAGGAGGAGGAGGAGGAGGAGGAGGAGGUGGAGGUCAGGGAGGAGGGCUAAUGGAGCUGCUCAGUAAGACCAACCUGUACAUCCGAGGCCUGCCGCCGGCCACCACCGACCAGGACCUCAUCAAACUCUGCCAGCCAUAUGGGAAGAUUGUAUCAACGAAGGCCAUCUUGGACAAUAACACCAAUCAAUGCAAAGGCUAUGGCUUCGUGGACUUUGACAGCCCCGCAGCGGCCCAGAAGGCCGUGUCCUCGCUCAAAGCCAGCGGAGUCCAGGCGCAGAUGGCGAAGCAACAGGAGCAGGACCCCACCAACCUCUACAUCUCCAACCUGCCGGUGUCCAUGGACGAGCAAGAGCUGGAGAACAUGCUGAAGCCCUUUGGCCACGUCAUUUCCACGAGGAUACUGAGGGACGCCAAUGGCAUGAGCAGAGGAGUCGGCUUCGCCAGGAUGGAGUCGACAGAGAAGUGUGAUGUGGUGAUCCAAAAUUUCAAUGGAAAAUUCUUGAAAACCCCUCCAGGCAUGACAGCCCCAGCGGAGCCAUUGCUGUGCAAGUUUGCGGAUGGAGGCCAAAAAAAGAGGCAGACCCAGGCCAAGUAUCCCCAGAAUGGCCGACCGUGGACACAGGAAGGAGAGAGUGGCAUGGCGUUGACGUACGAUCCCUCUGCGAUGCAGAACGGGUUCUACUCUUCACCAUACAGCAUCUCCACCAAUCAGAUGAUUGUACAGACAUCGAUCACACCUUGCAUCGCUGCCUCUCCUGUCUCCACAUAUCAGGUCCAGAACACAUCUUGGAUGCCACAUCAACAGUAUGUUAUGCAACCUACAGGUGCCGUCAUCGCCCCCGCCGCGGCCAUAGAGCCCAGUUUGUCCCUUCACCCCUCCAGCGUCAUGGCUCCUCUCGCCCAGCAGAUGAACCACCUGUCUCUGGGCACCACAGGCACCUACAUGCCUGCUGCAGCGGCUGCUCCUAUGCAAGGAACCUACAUUCCCCAGUACACUGCAGUGCCUGCCUCUGCCAUCACAGUGGAAGGCGUGGUGACAGACCCAUCUCCUCAGUCGGCCGCCCCCUCCUCGCAGGACGCCAGCGGGCAGCAGCCUUUAUCCGUGGAGAGCACAGGAGACCAUGCCACAGCCUACUCUUACCAGCAGACUAAAUAAAAAGAUUGGUGGGAAUCGUUGCUGCAUUGCCUCCAGAAGGAUUGCACGGAGGCGCUGGAGACACAGGGGGAAUCGAAAUGAACCAGGGACAAAGAGGAGGGAGGUGAGAGACGACACCGAGGGGAGGAUGCUUCCACUGUGCACGGGCACCGAAUAAAAGACAAAACGAAGAAAAAAAAAAUCAAUUAUAUUUCUUACCAGGUUGAACCAAGAAAUGGUGGUUUGCUGAACUUGAGGACAAUGAGAUCAACCUGCAAAUAUGAGUUUAUCAUUUUUCACCAUGAGACUGGACUUUGCCUCCAAAGGAAAAAAGAGACUGAAAUGUAAACUCAAGUUGUACAGGAAAAAAAAGGAGAAAAAAAAGAAGAACAUUUGAAUGUGCAGGUAGAUUUUCAGACUUUUUUUAUUAAAGAAGAAAAAAAAAGGAAGGAAAGGAAAGUCUAGGGAAAAAAAUGGUUGUUGAACUACAUUAUUUUCAUUCAUUUCAUCAUUUGAGUAGUUUUCUAGAAUAUCAAUGUUUUUCUUAAAUCUUUAUUGCCUUAAUUUUCUCAGACUUUGGGGAAAAGAUUUCCAUAGUGUUGAAUUAUUAUAUAUAUAUAUAUAUAUGUAUAUGUAUAUACAUAUAUAUAUAUAUAUAUGUAUCAAAAAAGAAAGACUGAGGGAUUGAAUGACUUGAGAGGUUGUUGGCGUUUUCUCAGAGCCUUGAAGAUGAAAUCUACAAAGUUAUCUGUAUAGGAUUUAAAAAGUAAAGUUUGUAUUUGUAUGAAGAUGAUUUUAAAUUAUGUGGUGCAGUGCAGCUGGUGGUGGUUAAUAGGAAGAAAUGAAAAAAAGAGUCUUCUGUAAUGCGACUUGUGGAAAGGGUCAGUCCACCGAUCGCUGCAGUUUAGUUUAAUCACGGGAUAAAAGUUCUGUUCCUCCAUCGCAUUUCUAUUCUGGUUUGUUUGUUUGUUAUUUGGUCUUUUUUUUACUUUCCAGAAGUUUUUGAUUUGCCUGCUUUGCUUGUCUCACUGCAACAACAAAAACAAAAAGUACAAAAAAAAAAGAGAGUAACAUUUCUGACUUUGACAAAAAGCGGGAAAAAAAAAAUGCUAGGAUUUUUAAAUGUGCAAAAAGCAAUUGUUUUAGGAAAAAAAAAAGACAGUUGACAGUUUCUCGAGUCUUUCUUAGCUGGUGAACAAAACGCAGCCUACAGUGGCACAUUUUAUACCAAAGAUGAAGAAACGAAGAUGUGAAGAGAUCUUCCUCGCGUUGCUUUCUCUUUACUUUUAUCACCGCUGACACGGACAUGUUUUUUUCUCUUUUCUUGCUUUUCAUGCUGUCGGUGUGUGAGAUUCUCUCUCUCUGUUUUCCUUCCUAUCAGUUAAUGACACCGUGGAGAAGGUGUUACACACAAUUGCCUCAAUCAGAAGAGUGUUUGCUGAGAGGUUUUGGGCGCCAUGUGAUCAGAUGUGGUGAAGCCCUAAAGUGGCGUUGUGACAUCUGUUGGGAGAGCAGACACGCAGGAGAGAUAUCAUUGGGAAUAAGUGUACUUUAAGCGGUAAAGAGGCUUAAAAAGCGUCACAUCCUGUGGGAUAUCUGUGUCUGUGCUUCUUUAAACCUGUGUAUACACCGACGUCACCAUCCUCAGGCUGCAUUGACCAAUCUCACGUCCCCGAAUGCCGACACUGCCGGCAUGCUGUAACUCAUCAUAACCCCUCGAGAGUAAAAUCGUGGCGAGCGUCUCGGUCCACGCAACAAACCACUGUCUUGCCAAACACAAGCCAUUAAAAAUGGGAGCGCGACGAUGAAAUCUGUACGGUGAAAGGGCAUUUUUUUUUCCUGUGGAAUGGAAAUGUUUCAGUUUAUGUGUGCGCUCCUGAACAAAAAAUCUUUUUGUGUUGCCUUUUUUGUUUGAUAACUGAUUUAUGAUAUGCGAGCUGCUAAAAAAAAACACUUUUCAGUAUUGGGGAUUGAGGUUUGUCUUGUGGGCGUGGAAGGGAUUUGCCUCCGGGAUGACAGUAAAGGAUCAUGUUUGCAUUGGGAUGAAGAGGAUCAUGUGAAUAAGAGUUCGACGGUGGAGCGUAAUAAGAAAAGGAAAAGAAAAAGAAAAUGCUAGCUCUGAGUUCACGUUCUCAAAGCCCCACCCACCUGACUCUCCACCAAUGAAAGGAUGCUAGAGAAACAGGAGGAGACAGAAAAAACAAGUUUCAACCAAAAUCAAGCAGAUACAAAACCUCUAUUGGAAAGUGAGUUAGGGUCGAAGAAGUUCGAGAGGAGAAAAGCGAGAACAAAAGUAAUAUUUAUGAGACCUUUUUCUUUUUUGUACAGGUGUGUAAAAGAAGAUGCAACAGAAAUAACUUUGAUGCUAUUUUUUUAUUUGCUUGACUCACUCGCCUCCCAUGUCUUUCCAAUUGUGAUUCUGAGAGUGUCUGUAGAACCAGUGGGUAUUGCUGUAGUUCCAAAUGUCUUUUUGUUUUCUUUUUAGACAAAUCUUUCAAUAAAAAAAAAAAAAAUGGUUUAAACAGUC